Molecule: messenger RNA, 1076 nt
Organism: Piliocolobus tephrosceles (Ugandan red Colobus)
Lineage: Eukaryota; Metazoa; Chordata; Mammalia; Primates; Cercopithecidae
Exons: 2
Coding region: 15-398 (127 amino acids)
Source: RefSeq, a predicted model, not a curated record
UGACCAGCAGCGCCAUGGUGUUUUCUGCAGAGGCGUGGACUUUCUUCUUUGCAGGCCCGUGGUGUUUGGAGAGGAUCCUCCCUGGCCGGCGGGAUUCACGACCCUUUGCGCAGUUGCCUCGUCCAGAUCCACGCUCAGGACUGGUCUCGCGUGACACGCGCGGCCGGCACCUGUCAGACGGAAGUGGAGGGGCUGACGUGCCGCGCGCGGGCAGAGCUCUAGCCAGGCAGCCCCGAGUGCGCGUCGUGUCCGUGUCAGUGAAGACGGUGUCUGCAGACAGGUCCCUGCAGCGGGAAGAGGGAAGAGCUCCGUGGACCUUGCAGGACGCAGCCUGUGGGGAAGGGGCUCCUGUUCCCGUCUGCAUCGUGCAGCCCUGGGGCUGUGGUUUCCUGUCCUAAACCACCUCCGUCGGCCUGGAUUAUGUUCCGAUUGUGGAGUGCGGGUGCCAGGGGGGGCCUGCACCCCUCACUGUCCCUUCAUGUCCAGGUGGGGCGUCUCCGUCCCAGAGAAACCGCGCGGAGUCCCUCCACGGAGCUCGUCCUCCCGCUGGAGCCAGACCUCAGACCGGGAGCACCUCAGUCCCCGCGGGGUCAGAGGCAGUGCCCUCAUUUUAGGAGCAGAGUCGAAUUCAAACUCGGAUGAGCACAGGAGGCCCCAGGUGGAGCUGUUCCUUCUGCCUUUGAAAGUUCUGUGGAGAAAUUGCAGGUAGUGACGUUAGCAAUCUUAAGUAGGCAUAGGAUGUUUUAAUGAAUAGAUUUCCGUUCUGAGCCAUCUCUUAUUUUAAAACAUGUCUCUAUUAUAGAACUAAAAAAUGCUCAUUAUAGAGGGAAAUAUUGAAAUACUAUGAAAUAAACAAAGAAGAAAAUUAAAAUAAAUCAUUCAUAAGUUGGCUCUCCAGAGACAACUCCUGUUAAUUUUUUUGAUGUAUUUCCUUCCUCAAGUUCUAUGUUUUUAAGAUUGUCGUGUAGGGAACACAGGAAUCACGUCCCAUGCCCCCUUCCUUUCUUAAAAUAGCAUAGUUGAUGCCUAAUUAAAAUCUUUUUUUUAUUAUCAUAAGUAAUAAAUUUCAGCCAGAU